AUGGCGUUGCAAGAUCUCCCGUCCAGAAUUUUCGCCGCCGGCGAAGAACCCACCGGCGAGAGAGUGAAUUCCUAUCAUAAAGCGAAGACCAUUAGUAACAUUCUUGACGCUCUCGAUGAGGACGAAAGAAAUUAUCUACGAAGUUCGCCGUUUGGGAAGCUAAUCGCCACUGCGGAGAAACCGUCGUUGUCCGGGAGUUUCGGGCAUUUCAUCAUUACCAGGCUACUCAAAGUUAACAAGAAGCACGAGGUAUGGAUUCUGUUUGUUGGCCGCCCAAUUAGGGUUUCUCUGCGCGAGUUUGCAAUUGUCACCGGACUGCCCUGCGGAAGGUAUCCGAAGAAGCUGAAGAAGAAAAAACGAAAUCCGGUGAAAGAGAAACCCUAUUGGCCUGAUUUGUUUGGCAAUCUCAAAGUAUGCAGUGUUGAUUUGGCAACGAAGAUGCUGAAGAAGAGAACCGUCGUCGACCGGACAACUCGUUUGAAGUACGCAUGCCUCGCUAUUACCGGCGCCGUCCUCUGUCCUACCAACCACCGUUCUAAAAUCGUUUACGACCAUGUCGAGUUAAUCAGAGAUCUGGAAGAGUUCUUCUCAUAUCCAUGGGGAAGACUUGGAUUCGAGAUGCUAAUUGCUAGCAUAAAAGCCAAAGACGAGUUAAUACUGGUGGAAGCCAUACCGGCGCUGACGGAGGUUGUCCAAGUCAAUGAAUCUUCCGAUUCAUCGGGAUCCGAAGGUGGUGAAGAUGAAGAAGGUGACACUGACGAUGCCGUUCAAUCAGGAGGAGGUGGUGAGGGCUUGGUAGAACAGGACACAACGAUGGAACCAGAUCGGAUUACACCCAAGACAACUUCCAGAUCGGAGGUUCCCAAACUUGGACUCAGUCCAGGUCAUGCGAGGGAGGUAGACGAAGAAUGCAAAGCUGAUGUCUUCAGUAUUAUUCCAGACGACCCCAAUAUACCCAUGGAGAAUGUGGAUUUUGAUUGGUCUGAUGACGAGGACGAUCCCAAAAUAAAUUAUGUGGUGCAGCUUAUAGGUGAAGGUUUUCAAUUCAGAAAGGAAAUGUUCAAGGGUGGGAUGACUCAAGCCGAACUUAUGAAGUUGAGAUCAGAGAGGAAGGAGAUUCGAGAGAAGAAAGAGAAAGAGAAACUAAUGGAGGCAUCCGGGGUGCCUGCAGCAGACAAAGGCAUCUCUGGUAGUACCAGCCAGGAUGGCUCUUGCAAUCUGGUUAAGGAACAACUCGCACAUAUUCAGCAGUCGUUGUCUGAAGCGUUAUUGAAAAUUGGUGCUCUUGACCAAGUUUUUUCUGGGUUUGAAGAAAAAUUGAAGGCUAGCCUUGAUCUUAACUUAAAAGAGAUGCAGAAAGAGCUGAUUUCAAACAUUGUUGGGUUUUUGGAUAAGUCGCUUUCAGUUAGCGGGAAACAAUCUGCCGGGAAGCAGAAGUCAGACAACGGACAAGGAGGUAUCCAUGUCAACGCAAACGUAGGCUCACGCGAUUUUAGUGCGACCAUCCCCCAGUUAAACGUGGACCAGAACCCAAAUGUUGUGAUUGCUGAUGCUAUCGGGAUGGUGAAUGCACUUGCUGGAGCGGGAGAUGACCAACAGGACGAGUUUCUCGCCACCGCCGAAGCCAAUUCAAUGGAGCGUGCUGCAAUGGAGAAAAAAGGAUCGAACGCGUCGGGCUCAGAAGUUGGUGACAGCAACGACGUUCCGCCGAGUAAUCCGGGUGGGGAGACGGGUGACAAUUGCGGUUUAGUCGAUGGUGGCAAUGAUUUUGUUGAUGAUUUCAACGUGGCUCCCCGAAGAGGGAAGAGAGCUAGGAUCCAGAACACGGCAUAUACAGAUUACCAUGUUGACACUAGGCUGCUGGCAUCAUCCAUUGGCUCCAACCCAUUUUUAUGUCCUCCCGAAGAGCAGAGGAUUUAUUUCGAGAAGUUUGCACGGUUGCUUACCACAGUCAAGCCUCAACGAGUUAUCAGCCUUGGGGAUGGAUCAUGCGUCACUGGUAGGGAUGUUAUUGAAAUCGGAGAGAGGACAAAACCGAUGUUGGCCAAGAUGAUGGAUGCUCUUUUACUCUAUGCCCGUGCAGUAUACAACAGACUCUAUCCCGAGCCAAGUCAUAACAAGACGGAGUUUCUGGAGACAAAAUUCGUUUAUCAUCUCAUGAAAUGCUGGGGGAAGUUCUCCAAGCUUGCACCCAAAGACAGACAGCGGUUUUCAUUCGGCGAUGCUGUUAUGGAAUAUCUGGAACCAGAAACACCUGAACAACCACCUCCUGAAAGAUUGUAUCUGCCUUUAAAUGUGGACAAGGAGCAUUGGAUAGCCAUUUAUGUUGACGUUAUGGGUGGGGUGAUGUGGAGUAUUGACUGCAACACCUCAAUUCGGACAGAGGCGGCCACUAAAAAAGAGCUUACACCUCUAGCACAAAUGUUGCCGUGGGUCUUGAAAAAGUUAACGGGUUACAAACAUCCAAUAGAAUAUAAGGUGUUGUCGAUCCAAAGAGCCAAAGGGAUCCCACAGAACCCUAUUCGUACUGAUGCUGGAGUAUCUGUUGCUCUUUUGGCGAUGAUGCAUUGUAUUGGGGGUGUGGAGAGAUGCAAGCUGAUGACCCCAGAAGAAGUGGUCAAUGCGAGCCAGGUAUUGGCUGUGAAAUUCUUCGAGGAAUUUGCAGGACAACUGUGA
Messenger RNA from Eutrema salsugineum, 2676 nucleotides. RefSeq lists its product as uncharacterized. NCBI's taxonomy places the organism in Eukaryota, Viridiplantae, Streptophyta, Magnoliopsida, Brassicales, Brassicaceae. The coding region runs from base 1 to 2676 and encodes 891 amino acids. The record is from RefSeq and is a predicted model, not a curated record. The transcript is spliced from 7 exons. Gene Ontology annotation, molecular function: cysteine-type peptidase activity. Gene Ontology annotation, biological process: proteolysis.